This is a messenger RNA of Tribolium castaneum (red flour beetle), 2320 nucleotides long. Its product is annotated as sialin. Gene Ontology annotation, cellular component: plasma membrane. Gene Ontology annotation, biological process: transmembrane transport; monoatomic anion transport. The record is from RefSeq and is a predicted model, not a curated record. The coding region runs from base 872 to 2320 and encodes 482 amino acids. Gene Ontology annotation, molecular function: transmembrane transporter activity. The transcript is spliced from 3 exons. NCBI's taxonomy places the organism in Eukaryota, Metazoa, Arthropoda, Insecta, Coleoptera, Tenebrionidae.
UUUUAUUAAUUUUGACAACGGUCUUGCAGUUUUUUCCAGAAUGCCAACCAUUGCUGUAAUUGGUCUUUGGUCUAAAUGUAAACUUAAUAUUUGACCUAAAGAGUUUAACAAAAUUUAACAAAAUUUCUCCAUGUUCUCGCAAGGUUGAAGACAAAAUUUAGAAUAGAGAGAAGUCUAAAAAGUAGUUAAUUUUAACCUGAGUAGACCUGACCUGACCUGACCAGACCUAACAGAGUUUAUUAAAACUUGACAAAUUUUCUCAAUGUUCAACACAGAAUUUAGAAUAAAUAGUUUAGAAAAAAGUUAAUUUUGACAUGACUUGACCUGACCUGACUUGAUCAGACCUAACAAAGUUUAACAAAACUUAACAAUUUUUUUCAGAUGUUCUCGCAAGGUUCAAGACAAAAUUUAGUUUAAGGAGAAGUCUAAAAAGUAGUUCAUUUUUAACCUGACUAGCUCUGACCUGACCUGACCUGACUUGACAAAGUUUAUCAAAACUUGACAAAAUUCUCAAAAAUUCUCGCAAAGUUCAAGACAAAAUUUAGAAGAGAUAGAAAUAUAGAAAGUAGUUAAUUUUGACCUGACUAGAUCUGACCUGACCUGACCUGACCUAACAGAGUUUAACAAAACUUGACAAAAAUUUUUAAUGUUCUCGCAAAGUUCAAGAGAAAAUUUAGAAUAAAUAGAUGUCUAGAAAGUAGUUAUUGACUAGAUCUGACCUGACAUGUGAUAAUUUUCAAAGUUGCAAACUUAGUAUUUGUUACUUUCGUCCAGAAAUGGAACAGUUUGAACGAACAAGGAAUAAUCCAACUUGUAGUCAGUCACUAAACAAUAAAUUAAAUUUUCCAAAUGUGUCACAAACAUUUCUGACAUGACGCAUCCCUGUACCGCCUGUUUGAGCAAAUUCACCAACUGUGUCGUAAUCCCACAGCGCUACUUGUUGGUAAUUAUGAUCAGUCUCUCAAUCCUCAACGCGUACACGAUGCGUGUUUGUCUCUCCAUGACCAUAACCCAGAUGGUAGUCAAGAAAAACGUCACGGAAAGCACCACAGAAUCGGUCUGUCCCAGCGAUAAAACCUUCAAAGGCUUCGAAAUGCGCAAAGAAACGGUCUAUGACUGGGACGAGAAGAAGCAAGGUCUCAUUUUAAGUUCGUUUUAUUGGGGCUACUUUAUAACCCAUAUCCCGGGCGGCCUUUUAGCCGAAAAACUCGGAGGCAAACACGUGCUAGGAAUAGGGAUGUUAACCAACGCCGUUCUGACCAUUUUGUUCCCUUUUAUUCUAAAGGGCUCGGAAGGCGAUUGGAUAACUGUGGUGGUACUUCGGGUCGUCAUGGGUCUGGGUCAGGGGGCUUUGUACCCAACGGUGGCCGUGCUUCUAGCCCAAUGGAUCCCACUUGGGGAACGUGGUACUGCCUCUUCCAUAAGUUUCGCUGGGGCGAUGAUGGGUACUGUUAUUUCCAACUCGCUAAGUGGGGUACUCAUGACCCAUUACGAGGGCUGGGAGGUGGUGUUUUACUUUUUCGGGGUUUGGGGACUCGUUUGGAACGUGUUCUGGCAGUUGGUUUGCUACUCGUACCCAAGGACUAACCCAUGUUUGAAGCCCCAGGAGAAGGAGUUCCUGGAUCAGGAGUUGAAGGAGGUCAGUGAGAACAAACCUCCAACCCCAUGGAAGGAAAUUCUGAGUUCGUUGCCCGUCUGGGCGUUGAUUGUGGGCCAGUUUGGGCACGACUGGGGUUGGUUUACCAUGGUUAGCGAUUUGCCCAAGUACAUGGACUCGGUACUGCGCUUCCACGUCCAGAGCAAUGGGUUAUGGUCGGCUUUUCCCUACUUGUUGAUGUGGGGGGCGACCAUUGGUGCUGGGUACCUAGCCGACUUUGUUAUCAACAGGGAGUACCUUUCCGUGGCCAACACCAGACGAGUUCUGUCGACUGUUGGUACUAUGGGCCCGGCCAUUUUCAUGGUUGCGGCGUCCUAUGUCGGUUGUAAUAAAAUAGCAGCUGUGAUGAUGUUCACUUUGUCGUUGGUUAUGAUGGGUUUUUUCUAUCCUGGGAUGAAAGUGAACUCGAUUGAUUUAUCGCCCAAUUUUGCUGGUACUGUCAUGGCACUCAAUAAUGGUGUGGGCGUUUUCGCGGGAAUGGCAGCCCCGGCUGUGGUGGGGCUUCUGGCACCAAAUCAAACUAUGGACGAAUGGAGGACGGUUUUUUGGGUCAGUUUUGGGAUUUUUGCAUUCACCAAUGUCAUAUACGUGGUGUUCAUGUCGGGGAAAGUCCAGAAAUGGAACGAUUUGAAGCGGGAACAAGUCGAGGGUUUUGGCAAAUAA